Molecule: messenger RNA, 1170 nt
Organism: Abrus precatorius (Indian licorice)
Lineage: Eukaryota; Viridiplantae; Streptophyta; Magnoliopsida; Fabales; Fabaceae
Product: mitogen-activated protein kinase kinase kinase 18-like
Exons: 2
Coding region: 1-1170 (389 amino acids)
Biological process (GO): protein phosphorylation
Molecular function (GO): protein kinase activity; ATP binding
Source: RefSeq, a predicted model, not a curated record
AUGGACUGGACUAGAGGCCAUGUGCUUGGCCGCGGCUCCACCGCCGCCGUGUACGUCGCCGAGUCCCGCCCGUCCGGUGAAGUCUUUGCCGUCAAGUCGGCGGAGCUUCACCUUUCGGAAUUCCUUAGAAGGGAAGAGGGGAUUCUUUCCACACUGAAUUGUCCUCAAAUUGUGGCUUACCAAGGUUGUGACAUCACAUGUGAGAAUGGUGUGCACUGGUUCAACUUGUUCAUGGAGUAUGCACCUCAUGGGACCCUCGCUGGGCACGGUGGUGGAAUGGAAGAAGGUGUGGUGGGGUCCUACACGCGCCAAAUUCUUGAGGGAUUGAACUAUCUUCAUUCAAAGGGGAUAGUGCAUUGCGAUGUGAAGGGACAGAACGUGUUGGUGACGGAGGAUGGGGCUAAAAUUGCUGACUUGGGUUGUGCUCGGAGAGUGGCGGAGUCGUCAGCGAUUGCCGGCACGCCGGCGUUCAUGGCACCUGAGGUGGCGCGUGGGGAGGAGCAGGGGUUCCCUGCUGACGUGUGGGCUUUGGGGUGCACUGUGCUUGAGAUGGUCACCGGGAAGUCGCCGUGGCACGGCGUUUGUGAUCCGACGGCUGUGAUUUAUAGGGUUGGAUUCUCCGGCGAGGUGCCGGAGAUCCCUAGUUUUGUGUCGGAGCAGGGGAAGGAUUUUUUGGGAAAGUGUUUGAAGAGGGACCCACAUGAGAGGUGGACAGUGGAAGAGCUUCUAGGACACAGUUUUGUUAAGGAGUGCAAGGAAUUUAAGUUAACGUUGGAUUCGGACACUCCCACGACAGUGUUGGAACGAGGGUUUUGGGACUCGUUGGAACCAAUUCAAGAUCCCGCACGUGAUUGUCCUUCUCCUAGGGACAGAAUUCGUAGGUUGUUUACGGAUAAGCCCGUUUGGGAAUGCCAUUAUGAUGAUGAUGAUCGAUGGGUCAUGGUGAGAAGCAAUGAUGUCCAUGACAAGCACUUAGAGUUGGAGGGGUUGUCCUUUGAGAAAAUGGACACUGAUUGCAAUGUCCUUAGUGAUGAGGAGAAUGGUUUGGUAGUUUUUGUUGAACCAAAAUUAUUAGAUGCAACUGUAAUUGAAUUGAGUAGAUGGAAUGCUAUUUGUGAUGAUUGUUAUCUUAGAGACAGCGAUUGUGGCUGUCACGUGCGGUUCGCUUAA